Messenger RNA from Osmerus eperlanus (European smelt), 1205 nucleotides. RefSeq names its product dual specificity protein phosphatase 13A-like. Gene Ontology annotation, cellular component: cytoplasm. Gene Ontology annotation, biological process: protein dephosphorylation; negative regulation of MAPK cascade. The transcript has 5 exons. Bases 388 to 1137 code for a protein of 249 amino acids. The record is from RefSeq and is a predicted model, not a curated record. Gene Ontology annotation, molecular function: protein tyrosine/serine/threonine phosphatase activity; MAP kinase phosphatase activity. NCBI's taxonomy places the organism in Eukaryota, Metazoa, Chordata, Actinopteri, Osmeriformes, Osmeridae.
CUCUGUCGGCGAAUAGGAAGCGCUUGUUUUGCUAGAUCAUAAUUAGCAGCCUGUUUAAUUAUAAGCUAUUGCUUAUUAAAAAUAGAUCAAAUUUAAACAUUACGAAAUUCUGUUUUGCACGUGUCAGUAUUAUCCCUGUCUUUGUGAAACUGUGUUCGCAAUAACGCAGAUAUGGUAGCCUAGUCCUGACCCUGACCGUCAAAUUAUGUCAGUCGAAGGCGAAGCAGUGGUAAAGUAGUGAGAAGAACAGCAGCGUGGCUGAGUAAGAAGGCGAAUUUAUACAGAGACUUAAGGACUUAAAGAAAAUAACCAUCGAAGCGUUGGUUUCAGGGGCUGAAGAGACGGACGUGAAAAGUUGGACUGGAGACUCUGAAGGUCUGAAGGGUCAUGCAGAGGCCUGCUCAACAGAGUUCAAUAGAGGAUGCUGAGAGCAACAACAGAGGGUCAACUCGCACCGCCUCGUAUGGGUUCCUGCCUUGGCUCUUCAUCUGGCGCAGUGGGCAGGGCAGAAAGAAUUUUGGCUAUGGACAGAGGCAGAAGAGCCAGAGUGUGUGUGAGAGCACAUCUCUCAGCUGGAGCAGAAUGACAGACGAUAAACGGCCACAGAACCUGGCGCUCAUUAAAGAGCUGGAGUACAUCCUGGACUCCUGCAAACUGGAGUUGACUCCCAUAGCUGAGGUUUGGCCCAACCUCUACAUAGGAAACGUGGCCAUUGCCCAGAACAGAGGAGCAUUACAGAAGCUGGGCAUCACUCACAUCCUGAACGCAGCCCACUCUAAACAGGGCAGCAUCGGCGACCAGAGUUACUACGGCAAUGCCUGUCUGUACUGUGGGAUCCCUGCUGAAGACUCCUCCCACUUUGAUAUCAGCCAGUACUUUCAGGCUUCUGCAGACUUCAUACACAAGGCCCUGGAGACCAAAGAUGGAAAGGUGUUGGUACACUGCAUCAUGGGUAUGAGUCGUUCCGCUACACUGGUCCUGGCUUACCUGAUGCUGCGACGACGUGUCACAUUACGAGAUGCCUUGAGACAUGUGAUACAGCGGCGUGCCAUCUACCCCAACAGGAACUUCCUGGCGCUCCUACUCAACCUCGACACUCAGCUCACACGCAAGAGAAGGCUCUGCCCUCUCCUCUGACAGCUCCUGUUUGGUUCCUCACACCUCUCACUGCUCUCUCCUUUUUGGACAAAAGUCCACUUACCCUC